CGUUAACAAGUGCCAUAGUCAUGAAGUAAUGUGGUUUAAAUACCUGGAUAUUCCAUUAUCUCUGUUUGUAAAUACUGUAACUUUUGAGUGAAGACGUUUAAUUAAAGUUUAAUAAAAAAUAAUGAUUUCCAAAUGUAGCGUCUACUAGUCUAUUUAUUUCUACUGUGAACAAUCUGAUUGUGAUUACAGGAGCUCAAAGAAGAUAUAACCUCAAAAUCACUGACAAUGGUGCAUAACUUUAAUUUUAUUCAAACAAAACAAGAGAAAAUAUCAUGAAGAAUUUAACAACAAAGCAAUUGCAAAGAAUAGAAAACAAGAAAAAGAAGAUGGCAGCUCUUUUGGAAAUUACUAAAUUAAACGAUAAGGAUAGAGAAGCAAAAAUACUUGCUCUGAAAAAAACUUCUGAGGAAGGAGAUCAAACCAACGACGGGGAUGGUAACGAAAUUUCUAUGGACGACAUCUCGACGCGUAAAAGACCUUGUUGCGAGGAUCCGAAAGAUUCUUAUUCGGAAAAUUCUCUUAAAAAGGAAGAUACAAUAAUUAAUGAAGAAUCGAAUCCACUAGCUAAUAAAAAACCUAGACUAAGUGGCGAUGAGUAUCUGGAAUUGAAACAAAAAUUAAAGGAACGCAAAAAAAAACUUAGAGCGAUACCUCGCUUACACUUAAAAGCAGUUGGCGAAAAUGCUAGUUUAAGUUUUAAUUUUAAAGACAAUGAUAGAAUUCCUAUUUUCCUAAGCGACGUACAACAUUUAUUAUUGUUCUCUCUACAUGGCCAUCACUCACCUUACAUGCCAACAAGAUGGUGUCAUCUUGAAAAGUACAACAAGGUCGCACACACUGUGGUUCUUGUUGUCGAAGGGCUGUCUCUUUAUCAUUUUAUGGCUUAUGAGAGUAUAUUUUCACAUAUAACAUCGAAAUUGGAACAUCGCGUUGAAGUAGUAACACCCGCCGCAUAUGGGGGAUCGGUAAUUGAAGAUCUGGCUGCUGUUCCUAUAACUGGUAUACAUAGGGACAGAUUGAUUAAACAAUAUGGAUCGUUAGAGGCUGCUUUACAAAGUACAGGGGAUGUAAUCAAAUUAUUAAGAACUGUUUUUCCAAUGCAAUACACUAAUUCAAAUAAUGGGUCUGAUAAAAAAUCAUCGGAACUACCCCAUACCGAUAAAUUUCCUCGAACGCAAUUACUUUUAUCUUUAUGUCAAAUGGUAGAAGAAAAUUAUCCAAUACCACUAAAGGGCGAAUUAGCGAAAAAAUACGAAAAUUAUAUAAUGACAAAGGAUGAAUACGUGGAAGCUACGGCAAAAUCACCAAUGUUCGGUUUAGACUGUGAAAUGUGUAGAACAACAACCGGAGAAUUGGAACUGACGAGAAUAUCACUCGUUGAUGAAAGCAUGAAUAUUAUUUACGAUAGUCUGGUAAAACCAGAACGUCCUAUUAUCGAUUAUCUCACUCGAUUCAGCGGUAUUACAAAAGAAAUGUUGGAUGACGUAACAAUUACGUUAGAUGAUGUUCAACAAGCUUUACGAAAACUACUUCCUGCUGAUGCUAUUCUUGUGGGGCAAAGUUUAAACUUUGAUUUACAUACCUUGAAAAUGAUGCAUCCGUAUAUUAUUGAUACAUCUGUAAUCUUUAAUAUUACCGGUGACAGGUACAGGAAAACAAAAUUACAAACUUUAGUCAGAGAAUUUCUCGGUGAGAGAAUACAGGAAGAUAAAGGUGGGCAUUGUUCAACUGAAGAUUCAAAGGCUUCUAUGAAGUUAACGCAAUUAAAAUUAGCAAAUAGCGUAUAUUAUGGUGAUUCUGUGUUACUUGGUCGAUGCGAUAUAGAAGUUUUAAAAUCGGAAGUAGAAGACCAUAACAAUUCAAAAAAUACGUUGAAAUCAGAAAUGCGAAAAUAUGCUACUUCGCUUUUCAAACAUGUAACAAAAGACCAGAAAACAGCAGCAGUUGUGGGUAACGAAGAUGUCAUGAACGAAUACGCUAAGUAUUUGACUUCUUCUAUUAACAUCAUGGACGACGAUAAUUUUGAUAAAAAUGAUCAAGUGCGACUUGUUGUUGCCGAAAGUAAUAAACAGGCCAUAAAACGAGCUUCUGAGAUAGCAAUGGAACACGCAUUUACCUUAUGUCACAUCAGGUUAGAAGAAGAGAAAUUAAAAAAUGACCACGCAGAAGUAACAUUUCGAACGGUAAAUAAAUGGGUACAUAAACUAUGGCAACAUAUGGCAGUGAACGGUUUAGCGUGCAUUAUAUUCACGGGAGAAAAUGCAGCAAGUGGUGCCUGUUUUUUUAAUUUGAAAAGAGAAGUACCUGAAGAUUGUAUAAUACGUGCUUAAAACGGUAGAAUCAAUUUGUACAUUGUAUUUGAAAGAAAAUCAUUAAAGAUCAACGAUUCUAAUAUUAUAUUGUCAUUACACUGUCAUGUAACGACUAAUUCCCAUUUCGAUAAUCAUUUGCUAAAAAUGUACAAAUAUUGUUAAUAAACUUUUUUACUAUGUGCAA
Molecule: messenger RNA, 2496 nt
Organism: Hylaeus volcanicus
Lineage: Eukaryota; Metazoa; Arthropoda; Insecta; Hymenoptera; Colletidae
Gene: Rexo5
Product: RNA exonuclease 5-like
Exons: 10
Coding region: 273-2330 (685 amino acids)
Cellular component (GO): nucleus
Molecular function (GO): exonuclease activity; nucleic acid binding
Source: RefSeq, a predicted model, not a curated record